Acanthopagrus latus (yellowfin seabream) is the source of this 3407-nucleotide messenger RNA. RefSeq names its product Ras association domain family member 10b (gene rassf10b). The record is from RefSeq and is a predicted model, not a curated record. Gene Ontology annotation, biological process: signal transduction. The transcript has a single exon. NCBI's taxonomy places the organism in Eukaryota, Metazoa, Chordata, Actinopteri, Spariformes, Sparidae. The coding region runs from base 184 to 1476 and encodes 430 amino acids.
GUUUCCUUGCUUCCAUAAAAAGCGCACAGAGGAACUCAUGGAGCUGCAGACGCGCCCGGGACGCAGCGCGCACGCACACACGGGACAUGAGUUUGGACGCAUGCGGAUUUAAAAGUACUUUAAGAAGGACUUGUUGUGUUUUGUUUUGCUUUAUCGAUGAGAGGUAAAGUUUAGCAGACACUCAUGAUGGAGUCGGAGGAGAGUAAGAUUUCAGUGUGGGUCUGCCGAGAGGAGAAGCUCAUCUUCGGCUUGACGAAGCGCACAACCUGCGCUGAUGUGAUCCAAGUGCUUCUGGAGGACCAGAACUCGCAGCUCGGCCUCUCCAUGGGAGGCUCGCAGUCUUACUGCCUGGUGGAGAAAUGGCGAGGUUUCGAGAGGAUUUUACCGCACAGGACCAAAGUGCUGCGUCUGUGGGUGGCGUGGGGAGAGGAGCAGAGGAACGUGAAGUUCGUGCUGGUGAAGAGCGACGCGUCUCUGGCGAGCCACGGAGCCCGGAGCGCAGAGGCGCGCGUCGUGCCCAGCAAACACAGCCCCUGCGUCACCACGGGCACCGCGCGCUCCCCCAUGGGUGCCAUCUCACCUGAGAAGCACCGUCGGAUCGUUCGGAAGGCUUUCAGGAAGUUGGAGAAGAUCAACAAGAGGAACAGGGCGCAGAGAGACGCGUCCUCGGCGGAGAGGAUGGAAACUCUGGCUCACCUGGUGAUCUCUCAGGAUCACACCAUCCGCCAGCAGGUCCAGAGGAUCACAGAGCUGGACGCGGAGAUCGAAAAGUGCGAGGUGAAGGUGCACCUGGACAGAAUGAGGAGACACGGGAUUAACUAUGUGCAGGACACGUAUUUGGUGGAGGCGGCUGCAGCUGCCGGCCGAGAGGCGGACAAACUGUGCACAGCUCAGACCCUCGCCAAGUUUGAGGAGUACGUGCGGCAGUGCGAGGAGGUGGUGAGGCUGGAAGAGGAGCUGUGGCAGCAGGAGGCCCUCAUAGACGCCAUCGGGACGCAGGUGCAGGAGGAGCUGAACCACCGCUGGAUGGAGCGCAGGACGGAGGAGCUGCGGAGCAGCGACGCAGCAGGAGACGCGGCGGCGUCAGAAAACGAGCUGCUGUUGGAAGGAGAGAGGCUCAGGACGCAGCUAGACGCGAGUUUGUACAUCGGCCUGCGCCUCAACACGGAUUUAGAAGCAAUUAGGAGCGAUUUAGAGCUGACCCAGGAGAUUUGCGUGGCGAGGGCGAAGGAGAUGAGGGAUUUGUUGGAGAAAGUGAACACUUUGGACAUAGAGGAAAGGACGGAGGGAUGUUGCCACGGGACCGAUGUUAAGACGGGGAUGAUGAGCACGUUGGAGAGGAAGAGCGAGUGGGUGGAGCAGGCCAGGGGUCUGUCGAAGACCCACAGUGGGAACGACGACGACUCAGACACUGGCUUAAGUUCUCUGCACAGUCAGGACUCAGACAGCCAGCCAGUGUGGGAGUCACUGGUUUAGGAUUGGACUGACUGAUUGGAUCUGACUGUUAAUCAUUUUUUAAAAGAACUGCUACACUCUCAGGGAUUAUCAGGACUCAACAGCAACUGAAAACACUCUAUAUUCCAACACAGAUGACAGAAAACUUAGCUCAUCUCUGUGUGGCAUCAUAAUAAUCCCCAAAUGUUCCCAUAUUUUUUUUUAUGACGUCCCUCUUAAUACUGGUUCAAGAGCUCAACAAGAAAGUUGUUUUAACACAAAAAUAAAACUGCUCUUGAAGCUUGUUUGUUCCUCUUUUCUCCACUAAACUAAAAAAUGAUCCGUGCAGGUCUGAGUCGGGACUUCAGGGUGAUCGCACAUCACUUCCACAACCUCUGCAGUGCUAAUCCACACCUCAGAGCCAGCCGCAGCCAAAACGCCAAGUCAAAGGUCUGUGGAUUACUCUGCCAGCAACAUCUCAGAUAACGAGGAAAAAAAGCCUCUUCGCUGUGAAUCACAGAGUCAUAAUGAGAAUAUCUGCAGUCAAAACAGAGGCACACAGCUCAUGUUGGAGGUCCUGGACUCAACACAGAUGAUAGGAAGUUUAAUCCAUCAGCUGCAUGAAUACAUAUGAAUACAGUUAAAGGCCAGUUCAGGUGUGUGAUGUCUGAUGAAUCCCUGCUCAGUCUAUAAAUGGUCGCAGGGAGGGGCCGCUCCGGUGGUGAAAAACAAAUCUUCAAAUCCACAAAGUGUCAGGAACAACUCUUACGCAAAGUCAAUUUUCAUGUCGGCUUUAUGUGUUUACGAUCAAUCAUUUCACAGCGAGAUUACUUCGCCUUUUAAAGACACAGUGAUGUAAUCCGCAGACUGUAAUUCUGGGAGGUCGAGGGGAAGAAAUUCUUCCCUUCACUCUCUACUACUGCCGACGACCAAUCAGCGCUGGUCAUGUGAUGAUCGCGGUACAUCUGAAGCUCUGCUGAUCUUCAUGAGCUGUGAUAAACUCUCCUCUCUGCAGCAUUCAUGAUUCUGUUUGACAGCCAAACACUGCUGGACCGGGCCUCGUGUACUGGUAGUGAACUGCAGCUCUGUUUAAAAAGGAUAAGUUCGCCCAAAUAUAAAAAAAAAGAAGUUAGUAUCUACACACCCUCAUGCUGUGGAAAGUCAGGUGAGGUUUCGUAGUCCACAAAACGUUUCUGGGGCUUCACAGCGUUCUCCUACAUGACUGAAGUAGAGCAAAAUCAUACAAUGGCUCAACACAGCUUGUCUGGCUUCAUCCAAGGCUCCAAAACUGAUUUGAAAAGACACCCUUUUCAGACAAGGUGUGUGUUAAUGCUUUAAGACAAGCUGUAUGGAACCACUUUAUAUUAUAAAGCUCUGUUUUGCUGUGAAGCUCCAGGAAUGAUCUUUAUGGACCCACAACCUGACUUUCCAUUGACACGAGGCUAAGAAGAUAAUAACUGAAUUAACAUUUUUGGGUGAACUUGUCCUUUAAGGCUUCAGCAUUCUUCAAUAUUCCUUGUGGAAACGACACUGUGGCCCAGGUGAAUAUUAUUAUCCUCAUGUUGAUAACCAAAGAUGCACUGAUUCGACAGGACACGGAUGAGACUGAGCCACAUUUGUUUGUCAACGUCAUGAAAAUAAAACAAAGGUUUUCACCUCUCAGUUACAUUCGUUGUGUUAUACGUUUUAGUGCCACACAGCAAGCCCUGACCUCAUGUUACCUCACAUUAAAACCAAGGACUCAACUGGGGCGCGCAGAUUUUGGUGUGGGGAAAAGCGAGCACUGCUGUAGGAUCCAUACUUGUGUCAAAAGAUAUCCUCAUUAAAGAUUAUCAAGAGAAUCAAAGAAAGAAGCUUCCCUUAUUUCCUCCUUGAAAACUUCACACCACAAGCCAUACUUUUGUAAUCAUUACCGCUGCAUAUGAACACAUUACAGUCUGAUACGGGCUGUCGAAGAUGUCUGUUGUGUGAUG